AUGAUCAUGACCACGCCACCGGAGCAACACGAUGAGGAAGCGAGUCUGCACGCGUUUUUAGAGGAGCUAAAUCGUUUGCAGGAGGCCACUCGACAACGAGCCGAGGAACUGCAACGCGCACAACGCGCCGAAGAAGCGCUACAGAAAGAGAUGAAGACUGCUCUCUUGGAGGCGCAGAAGGAGCGACAGGCCACACUGCAAAUGGAGUUGGAGCUUGUGAACGCGGAGUUGCGCAUCGCGGCCUCUCGCAAUCAGACAAGCAAAAGCAGACUGCUUAUGCAAGAAGUGAAUGAGCAGCUUGCCUGUACGAAGCAGCUGUUGGAGGGGCACGAUGGAGAAGGCGGUGCUGUACGCCGCGAUGUGGAACCAGGUAUUUUUAUUGAUUGCGGUGCUGGCCCACUCGAAGCUUCCCUCCGUUGUGUGUUUCAGAAUGCCCAUCUUCGUGAAGAGUAUAUCGUCCCCAUUUCCAAGCUGCUAAACCAACUGUACUCGAGUUAUCAGCAUCUGAAAGCGGACACCGCAGCUUUAGGCGAGGAAAGGGCAGAUGUGUUCGCGAGCUUCAUUUGGUGGUUAAGCGACCUACCAGUUGGCGUAGCCUUCACUGACGAUGAACGAGUUGUGCUGCGGUUUGCGAAGAAGCGUAUGGACGAGUGA
Molecule: messenger RNA, 654 nt
Organism: Leptomonas pyrrhocoris
Lineage: Eukaryota; Euglenozoa; Kinetoplastea; Trypanosomatida; Trypanosomatidae
Exons: 1
Coding region: 1-654 (217 amino acids)
Source: RefSeq, a predicted model, not a curated record